This is a messenger RNA of Fundulus heteroclitus (mummichog), 5767 nucleotides long. Its product is annotated as transient receptor potential cation channel subfamily M member 1. Gene Ontology annotation, biological process: calcium ion transport into cytosol; protein tetramerization. Lineage: Eukaryota; Metazoa; Chordata; Actinopteri; Cyprinodontiformes; Fundulidae. Gene Ontology annotation, cellular component: membrane. Gene Ontology annotation, molecular function: calcium channel activity. The record is from RefSeq and is a predicted model, not a curated record. The transcript is spliced from 27 exons. Bases 195 to 4943 code for a protein of 1582 amino acids.
CCAUUGUUCAGCAAAUCUCCUCCAUUAAAGAGCUCGACCCUCAGCGGCGUCCACUAAUCCUGAUUAGAGGCGCAGCGAGCCGGACCUGAGAGCACUUCCCUCUGAGCCGAGGACGGAACCAGCGGAACCAGCGGGACUGUUCCAGGAUGGCGCAGCAGAACCUGUGAGUGUCAGCAGAACCUGUGAAUCCCAGCAUGGACAGCAGAGGAAGGAGAGGAACCCUUGGCUCAGUCAGACGCUCAUCCAUCAAACGCAGCGCGUCUUCUGGAUCACAAAGGAUUCACCGAGCGUGGAUCGAGAGGACCUUCCAGAAGAGAGAAUGCAUCCAGAUCAUUCCCGGCAAAGAUGCCAGCAGGUGCAGCUGUGGUCAGCUGGUGGCGCAGCACACCCCCCUCCCUGCGGGGGCAGUAGAGGAUACGGCCCAGCUGGUCCAGCUGGACGUCCAGCCUACAGAAAGAUGGAGCGUCCUAAAACACACCCAGACGUUCCCCACCGACGCCUACGGGGUCCUGGAGUUCCAGGGAGGGGGGCAUGUCAACAAGGCCAUGUACCUGAGGGUCUCCCAUGACUCCAAGCCAGACUCCCUCCUCCACCUGAUGGUGAGAGAGUGGCAGCUGGAGCUGCCCACACUGCUCAUCUCUGUCCAUGGGGGGCUCCAGAACUUUGACCUGCCCCCCAAACUGAAGCAGGUCUUUGGAAAGGGUCUGAUCAAAGCCGCUGUCACCACCGGAGCCUGGAUCUUCACCGGAGGAGUCAGCACAGGAGUGAUCCGACAUGUUGGAGAUGCUCUCAAAGACCAUUCGUCCAAGUCCAGAGGGAAGGUCUGCGCCAUCGGCAUCGCACCCUGGGGAAUCGUAGAGAACAAAGAGGACCUGAUUGGGAAAGAUGUGACAUGUCCCUACCAGACCAUGUCCAACCCACUCAGCAAGCUGUCGGUCCUGAACAGCAGCCACUCACACUUCAUCCUGUCUGACAACGGCACCACGGGAAAAUACGGAGCGGAGGUCCGCCUUCGUCGGCAGCUGGAGAAGCACAUCUCCCUGCAGAAGAUCAACACACGUUUGGGUCAGGGCGUCCCGGUCGUCUGCCUGAUCCUGGAGGGCGGUCCUAACGUCAUCUCCAUCGUGCUGGAAAGUCUGAAGGAGGAGCCGCCGGUCCCGGUGGUGGUUUGUGACGGCAGCGGUCGGGCCUCGGACAUCAUCUCCUUCGCUCACAAAUACUGCGAGGAGGACGGGUUGGUCAAUGAGAGCGUCAAAGAUCAGCUGCUCGUCACCAUCCAGAAGACCUUCAACUACAGCCGCAGUCAGGCGCAGCAGAUCUACCUCAUGGUGAUGGAGUGCAUGAAGAAGAGAGCGCUGAUCACAGUGUUCAGAAUGGGCUCAGAGGGCCAGCAGGACAUAGAGAUGUCCAUCCUCACCGCUCUGCUGAAAGGCACCAACGCGUCUGCCUCUGAUCAGCUGAGUUUGGCUCUGGCCUGGAACAGAGUGGACAUCGCUCGCAGUCAGAUCUUUGUCUACGGCCUCCACUGGCCGGUGAGUCCUCGCCGCAGCAAACUUCAGUCUGCUGGUUGUUGUGCGUCGUUUGACCGUUUCUGUUUCCAGCCUGUGAGCGCCCUGACGGCGGAUCGACCCAAAAGCCCGGCAGCCCAGAGACAAACAGCAGCAGCAGGAAAAGGCAAAGCCAGAGGAAAGAAGGGAAAAGGAGGAAAGAGCAAACCGGAGCCGCCGGAGGAGACGGACCCUCGGAAACUGGAGCUGCUGAGCUGGGUGAACUCCUUGGAGCAAGCCAUGAUGGACGCGCUGGUGUUGGACCGGGUGGAUUUUGUGAAGCUUCUGAUUGAAAACGGCGUCAACAUCCAUCACUUCCUGACGAUCCCCCGUUUAGAAGAGCUGUACAACACCAAGCUGGGACCUGCCAACACUCUGCACUUUGUGGUACGAGACGUCAAGAAGGGGAAUCUCCCUCCAGACUACCAGAUCACCCUGAUUGAUAUCGGGCUGGUUCUGGAGUUCCUGAUGGGUGGAGCGUACCGCUGCAACUACACCAGGAAGAACUUCAGGGCUCUGUACAACAACCUGUACGGCCUCAAAAGACCCAAAGCUCUGAAGCUGCUCGGCAUGGAGGACGAUGAGCCGCGACCAAAGGGCAAAGGCAAGAAGAAUAAGAAGAAGGAGGAGGAGGUGGACAUUGACGUGGAUGACCCUGAGGUCUGCAGGUUCCAGUAUCCCUUCCAUGAGCUGAUGGUAUGGGCAGUGCUGAUGAAGCGCCAGAAGAUGGCGCUGUUCCUGUGGCAGCGGGGGGAAGAGGCCAUGGCUAAAGCUCUGGUGGCCUGCAAGCUCUACAAGGCCAUGGCUCAUGAAUCGUCUCAGAGCGAGCUGGUGGACGACAUCUAUCAGGAUCUGGAGAACAACUCCAAGGAGUUUGGUCAGCUGGCCUACGAGCUGCUGGAUCAGUCCUACAAGCACGACGAGCAGCUGGCUAUGAAGAUGUUGACCUACGAGCUGAAGAACUGGAGCAACUCCACCUGCCUGAAGCUGGCUGUAGCGGCCAAACACAGAGACUUCAUCGCUCACACCUGCAGCCAGAUGCUGCUGACCGACAUGUGGAUGGGGUGCCUGAGGAUGGGCAAGAGCAACAGUCUGAAGGUGAUUUUGGGAAUCAUUUUCCCCCCCACCAUCCUGCUCUUGGAAUUCAGACUUGGAGAUGAAGCUUCACAUCACGCAUCCAGAGAAAACAUGACUGGGAAAACUAAAGAUGAGGACAAAUCCAAUAAGGAUGCCGCCUUGAACGUCGACACAAUGUCCAAGAAAGGAGACGAAGAAGAGAAUCAGAAGAAGCACCUGAGGAUUCCCAUUGGGAGGAAGAUCUAUGAGUUUUACAACGCCCCUUUCACCAAGUUCUGGUUCAACACGAUCUCAUACCUGGUGUACCUCAUGCUUUACAACUACAUCAUCCUGGUGAAGAUGGAACGCUGGCCUUGUUUGCAGGAGUGGAUUGUCAUCUCGUACAUCAUCACUCUGGGCCUGGAGAAAGUCCGACAGAUCCUGAUGUCAGAGCCUGGAAAGCUGAAACAGAAGAUCAGUGUGUGGUUGGAGGAUUACUGGAACAUCACCGACCUGGUGGCCAUCACUGUCUUCCUGCUGGGCCUGCUGCUGCGUCUGCAGAGCGAGCCCUCCAUGGGCUACGGCCGAGUCAUCUACUGCGUUGACAUUAUCUUCUGGUACAUCCGAGUCCUCGACAUAUUUGGAGUCAACAAGUACCUGGGCCCCUACGUCAUGAUGAUUGGGAAAAUGAUGAUUGACAUGCUGUACUUCGUAGUCAUCAUGCUGGUGGUGUUGAUGAGCUUCGGGGUGGCUCGGCAGGCAAUCCUCCAUCCGGAUGAGGAACCUACAUGGCGCCUGGCUCGAAACAUUUUCUACAUGCCGUACUGGAUGAUCUACGGAGAAGUGUUUGCAGACUCCAUAGACCUUUAUGCCAUGGAGAUAAACCCUCCAUGUGGAGACAACAUGUAUGAUGAAGAUGGGAAGAAGCUCCCUCCAUGUAUUCCCGGAGCCUGGCUAACACCCGCGAUCAUGGCUUGUUAUCUGCUGGUGGCCAACAUCCUCCUCGUCAACCUGCUCAUUGCGGUUUUCAACAACACCUUCUUUGAGGUCAAGUCCAUCUCCAACCAGGUGUGGAAGUUUCAGCGGUAUCAGCUGAUCAUGACCUUCCACGAUCGUCCCAUUUUACCUCCCCCCCUGAUCAUCUUCCCCCACAUCUACAUCCUGCUCAAGAGGCUUUGCUGCAACUGCAUAAGAAAGCCAGAAGGGGAACGAGACGACCGCGAGAGGCGACUUCAGCUGGUGCUUAAUGCAGAUGAGAUAAAGAGUCUGUACGAGUUUGAGGAGCAAUGUGUGGAAGAAUACUUCAGGGAGAAGGAAGACGAGAAGCAGUCCUCCAACAACGAGCGAAUCAGAGUCACAUCAGAGAGGGUGGAGAAUAUGUCCAUGCGCCUGGAAGAGGUCAAUGAGAGGGAGCACUCCAUGAAGGCCUCCCUGCAGACGGUGGACCUCCGCCUGGCUCAGCUGGAGGACUUCUCCAGCCGCAUGAUGAACGCCCUGGAGAAGCUGGCUGGCGUGGAUGGAGCUGAGCUGGUGCGUCCGUGCUCCAGAGCGUCGUCUGUGUGUGGACCGGCCGCUCUGCUACGGCACGGCAGCAUCAACAGCGCUGAUGGACACAGCCUGUACCGCUACCAGCUGGACCUUGAUGACAGAACAACUGGAGAUCUGGAGGACAAGAGAAGCCAUCUAAGUCCAGACAGAAAAGAGACUAAAUCAGGGGACAUCAAGGAUCUUGUUUCUACUCUUGAAGUCGGAGGUCUGAGGGACAGGACUCAGUCUCUGUCCAACGUUGACAUCCUGAUCUCCCCCUGUGACUCCAGCACCUCCUCCACUCUGCCAGCUGCUGGCCUGAAGGAAGCCGACUUCAACAAAUCAUCCCAGAAGAGUCGACUGGAGGCAGUGUCGUCCUUUCCCCUGGAGAAGGGCAAAGUAUCGCAGCUUUUCUCGUCUCCAACUCUGGACAGCAGGAUGUCCAUCAGCACCGAUGUCUGCAGCCCCACCCAGCAGGAGGGGCUGCACAGUCUGACGGGCCCCCAGGCCAUGAAGGAAAAGGAUGGAGGUGAAAAGGAGGGGUCCAAGCUGCCAGGUCAGGAACUGAAGGGCGAUCAGGAUGAGGAAGAGGAGGAGGAGGAGCUACUGGUGGUGAAGGACCGGAUGUACCCAGCACUGCGCUCCAAGAGUCUCAACACCAACCCAAGGAAAGCCAGGACUAAGAAACAGGAGGAAGAGGAGAAGCCUCGUUCAUCUGGCAGUGUUAAAGACUUGGUGUCAGUUUUUAGGGGAGGUCAGGAGGCCUUGAACCGGAACCAAAACCAGAACCAGAACCAGAACCAGAGACUCUGACAGUGAGUGACUGAGGUGAUCUAAAGUCAGGUUAAUGCUGGCUGACACACUGAGCCAGUUUCAUUCAGAAUGUGGUGGAAAGACAUUUCCUACACCAACAUUUGAUUUGUGUUCUUCAGGGUUCUGUAAAGAGAAAGAUUUAGGAGAACUUCAGGUUUAUGUUUGGAACACUAGAUGUUUAAAACACUGGAACUUUGUUUAGAAAUCUAAAUGUGUAGAAAACCUUAUCUUUGUUUAGAGCAUUGAACGUUUAGAACAAUGAAUGUUUAGAUGGGCGGUGGAACUGGGAACUUCUCAGGUAGAUCCACACCUGCUCUAUAACUCCAGCCUGCAGGUGCAUUUACUGGAUUGGUCCCUGCUCCAGCACACCUGAUGCAGCAGGUAGAUGCUAUAAACCCCUUAGCUCCGUUUGCUCUGUGCAUGCUAGCUAGCGGGACGGUUUAUUUUCUAGACGUGAGAUACAUGAGAACAUGAGAUUAGUUCAUAUCUGACAAGAAACAGAAGGAAAUCAGAGAAAACGUCAGCAAUGAUGAAGCGAUAGAGAAUAUGAUGCAGACUGACUUCUCUCAAAGGAAGUACAUUUAGAGAAUAUCAACCAUAGAUAAUAAAAUAAGUUACUACAUAUGGCUUUAUGCUGCUGUAUGCUAACCUGCUGAUCAUAUCUGCCAAUAUUUUACUAAUAAAACUGUCAUUUGCACUGAUAUGAAGUAUGAAUCUAAAACUGUCAUCAAACUACAGAAGUCAUGAAAACAAGCACCAAUAAAACAUUUUUGUCUGAGGCUCUUUCUUUCUAAAUAUUGUAGAGAACAUGGACCCGGUUCUGA